AUGCAAUUACUUUGGUUAUUUAUCUCUAAUCUUUUUUUCCUGGCUGUAUUUGCAGCUCCUGCUACUGGGUUCAAGGUAAAAAGAGACUUCCUCCCAACACAACCUUCGGAUGACUCCUUCUAUUCUCCUCCACCUGGGUUUGAAUCGCAGCCUUUGGGUGCAAUUUUGAAGAGCCGGAAACAAGACCACACUUUUGGGAUUGUUGUGAUUCCAGAAAAGAUUGAAGGAGCUUACCAAUACUUAGUCCGCUCGGAAGAUAGUUUUGGAAAUCCUAUUGCUGCAGUGGCCACCCUCUUCAUUCCAAAGAAUGCUGACCCAAAUAAAUUAUUGUCUUAUCAAGUUGCAGAAGAUGCAUCAAAUAUUAACUGCUCUCCAUCAUAUGCUAUGCAAUUAGGAUCAAACCCGGAUACUAUUGUCACCGCCCAAAUUGAACAAUUAUUGGUUCAAGGUGGAUUGAAUCAAGGUUGGUAUGUUGUGGUGCCAGAUCAUGAAGGGCCAAAAUCUACCUUUGUUGCUGCACAUUCUGCAGGUAAAAUUGUUUUGAAUGCAAUUAGGGCUGUUAUUCAGACUAGUAAUACUACUGGACUCAGUAGUAAUCCAACUAUUGCACUUUGGGGAUAUUCUGGUGGAUCUUUGGGAACAGAGUGGGGGGCUAUGUAUCAUAAAACAUAUGCACCUGAACUUAAUAUUGUAGGGGCAGCACUUGGAGGUAUUAUUGUUGAUAUUGACCACAUUGCUAGAUUCAAUCUUGGAACAAUCUUUGCAGGCUUUGUUAUUACAGCGAUUAAUGGAUUGUCACAUGAGUACUCUGCUUUGAAUGAUUACAUUACCAACAAUGUCUUUCCAUCCCAGCUCGACUAUUUUAGAAAGACGAAUACAAUUUGUUUACUAGGUGAUCUUUUGUCGUACCCGUUCGCUAAACUAGAGCAAUUUAUUUCGGUCGGAAUAAAUGCUUUAGAUGAUCCAAUUGUCAAAAAUGUCACAUCUUCAAACAACGCAUUAUUAAGUGACCUUGUUCCUGAUAUACCAUUAUUCUUUUAUGAUUCCCUCCAUGAUGAAAUUGUACCAGCUUCUGAUACCGAUUUGUUGUAUAAUAAAUGGUGUUCUCAAGGAGUAUCUAUUUCAUAUCGUCAAGAUGAGGUUGGCGGUCAUAUUACGCAAGCAGUAUUGGGUGCUGGAGAUGCAUUCGAGUUUGUCAAGGCUAGAUUAAACGGUACUCCAGCACCUCAAGGAUGUAAUAAGGUUGUUGCUAUUUCCAAUGUAUUCUCCCUUACCGACUUGGAUGGAUUAGGAAGUAUUAUUGUUGCUGCAAUUAAGGCUUUGUUUUUACAGCCUCUUGGUCCCUUCUGGAUGCAAUAA
Molecule: messenger RNA, 1359 nt
Organism: [Candida] anglica
Lineage: Eukaryota; Fungi; Ascomycota; Pichiomycetes; Serinales; Debaryomycetaceae
Source: the annotation of a GenBank genome assembly